AUGAGGCUGAGCCGAAGAGCCAACAUGGCUGCCGUGCAGCCGCAGUGCCUGCACUUCAUGUACAAACUGAGGCAGUUUGAGGUGGAUGGGGGCAGCAUGGUUCUGGCUCAUACAUGUGUCCCAGAGAGCAGCUUUGUGGCUUGGCGUGUGCUCCAGGCAGUGGACCAGCGAGGAGCACCUGUGCAGGGGACUGAACCCACACGCCCCCCGGUGGACGGCGUGGGAACGGCAGAACGUGCAGGUUUUUCCCGACACGGAGAGCGCAUGAGUUCCCAGAGCAGAGGGCAGGGCGUGGCAGGCUGCUUGGCCUCCUUCGCGCGGCAGCCCCCACGCGUGCUGGUGGUGGACACAGCGCCGCCCUGGUGGAGGGAGGCCUGCAGCAGCGUGUGCCACGCCCUGGAGCGCUUCCUCACCCUGACCAGCAGCCUGCAGGGACCCUGCCGUCUGCCCCUGCUCAGCCUGUACGCCACGGGCACACACACCGAGUGCCUGAUGCCCUUCACCCAGGUGAAGGGUAACCUCCAGCGCUUGCGCUCCUGUGUGGAGGAGCUGCGCUCCGUGCCCAGGGAGGGGUGCGUGGGGGCGAGGGACAGCCUGCUCCAGGAGGCAGUGCAGGACGGUCUGCUGCAGUUCAAGCAGUACCUGCGUCAUGUGACCGUGGGAGGGCCAAUCAGCAGCAGCUCUGCUGAGGUGACGGUGCUGACGAGCCGGCCUGGGGGGGGCGUGGUGAGGCAGCUGGAGGCGGGGCUUAAGGACACAGACCUGGUGAACCUUCGGCGGCUGGUGGUAGUGUGCAUCGCCCAGGGCAACGACCCCUCCGCCCCCCCCGAACCCCGCGAACCCCCCCAGCCAGCUGUCCUGGACCCCGAAGGGCUCAGCCUGAUCUCUGGCCUCUUCUCUGCCCCAGACAGCCUGAUCUCUGGCCUCUUCUCUCCCCCAGACAGCCUGAUCUCUGGCCUCUUCUCUGCCCCAGACAGCCUGAUCUCUGGCCUCUUCUCUGCCCCAGACAGCCUGAUCUCUGACAGCCUGAUCUCUGGCCUCUUCUCUGCCCCAGACAGCCUGAUCUCUGGCCUCUUCUCUGCCCCAGACAGCCUGAUCUCUGGCCUCUUCUCCCCCCCAGACAGCCUGAUCUCUGGCCUCUUCUCCCCCCCAGACAGCCUGAUCUCUGACAGCCUGAUCUCUGGCCUCUUCUCUGCCCCAGACAGCCUGAUCUCUGGCCUCUUCUCUGCCCCAGACAGCCUGAUCUCUGGCCUCUUCUCUGCCCCAGACAGCCUGAUCUCUGGCCUCUUCUCUGCCCCAGACAGCCUGAUCUCUGACAGUCUGAUGCUGGGUAUGGAGGUGGAGCUCCUGCAGGUGGAGAAUGACGCCGUCGCCCUGGAGACCAUCUUUAAGGGCUGGCUGCAUGACAUCAGCGGUGACCGGGAACACCUGCACCUGCUGCUCCCUGGCCCCGCCCCUCUGGCCAGCCCAGUCUGCCUGAAGUGUGACAUCCAGGAGAGGCUGCUGAGCCCGGCCCUUCUCUCCUGCACGCCAGACCUCGGGGCCAACACGGAGACCGUCCGGGAUCCCCUCACCACCCCCAAGGGCCCGCCCAAUCAGAGUGCUCCACCACACCGACUCACCAUCAUCAAAGCACUGAGGUCAGACGGUGUGUGUGAGUCGGUCCUCUAUGGUCUGCCCCUCAUCAUUAAACCCACAAACUGCUGGCAGCUGGACUGGGACGAGAUGGAGGCCAACAACCACCUGUUCCACGCCCUGUGCCACGCCCUCAGGAGCAGGGACUGGUUCCUCCUGGCUGGUGGUGAGCGUGUGGGCAGUAGAGGGGGCGGGGCUCUGUGUUGGCAUGCUGUGCUGCAGCCCUCUGCCUCCCUGUCUCUGCUGCUGAAGCCUGUGGCCUCUGCAGAACUACUGCUGCCCUGCACCCCAGCCCUGCCCAGCACAGAGCCCCAACACAGGGCCCUCAGCCACAUACAGGGCUGUCUGGCUCAGCUGGAGGAGGACCCUGUGUUCAACCCUCUAAGUCUGACCUCUCAUCUCUACCCUCACCUGAGGAGCCUGCAGACCCACAGACCCUACCCCUACAGAACACAGAGCCUCACGCUGCAGCAGCAUUGA
Messenger RNA from Conger conger (European conger), 2115 nucleotides. RefSeq names its product meiosis 1 associated protein (gene m1ap). The record is from RefSeq and is a predicted model, not a curated record. Lineage: Eukaryota; Metazoa; Chordata; Actinopteri; Anguilliformes; Congridae. The transcript is spliced from 16 exons. Gene Ontology annotation, biological process: male meiosis chromosome separation; spermatogenesis; meiosis I. The coding region runs from base 1 to 2115 and encodes 704 amino acids.